Molecule: messenger RNA, 3092 nt
Organism: Ipomoea triloba (trilobed morning glory)
Lineage: Eukaryota; Viridiplantae; Streptophyta; Magnoliopsida; Solanales; Convolvulaceae
Product: nuclear cap-binding protein subunit 1
Exons: 19
Coding region: 132-2711 (859 amino acids)
Biological process (GO): mRNA export from nucleus; nuclear-transcribed mRNA catabolic process, nonsense-mediated decay
Cellular component (GO): nuclear cap binding complex; nucleus
Molecular function (GO): mRNA binding; protein binding; RNA cap binding
Source: RefSeq, a predicted model, not a curated record
CUGAAAUUAUUUCCUGGUUCCUACUAUAAAAUUUUGCAUAAAAAACCCUUGUCCCCAAAAUCUUCCCCGCCUUUGUACUCACUCUGUUCUCCCCUCCGUUCCGUCUCUCUCUUCUUCUUGAAGUGUUUAGAAUGAGCGGUUGGCGGAGCUUGCUCUUACGGAUCGGCGACAAGUGCCCGGAGUACGCCGGAAAUCCCGACUUCAAAGACCAAAUUGAGACAUGUUUCGGCUCGGUUCGCCGAGAAUUAGAGCAUUCUGGGGAUGAUAUUCUACCGUUUCUUCUCCAGUGUGCUGAGCAAUUGCCUCACAAGAUUCCACUCUAUGGAACUUUGGUUGGUUUGCUGAAUUUGGAGAAUGAAGAAUUUGUCAGGAAAUUAGUGGAGAGCACUCAAAGUAACUUGCAGGAUGCCUUGGAUACUGGAAAUUGCAAUUCAAUCCGAAUUUUGUUGAGGUUUCUGACUGUGUUGAUGUGCAGCAAAGUAAUUCAAUCAAGUUCUUUAGUGGUUGUUUUUGAAACAUUACUGUCAUCAGCAGCAACUACAGUGGAUGAGGAGAAAGGAAAUCCGGCUUGGCAAGCACGUGCUGACUUUUAUAUAACCUGUAUUUUAUCAUGUCUUCCAUGGGGUGGGGCUGAGCUUGUUGAGCAAGUUCCUGAGGAGAUUGAAAGAGUCAUGGUUGGCAUUGAAGCCUACUUAAGUAUCCGAAGACAUGUUUCAGAUUCAGGGUUUUCUGUCUUUGAGGUUAUUGAUGAUGUUGACAAUGGUCAAAAUGAAAAGGAUUUCUUGGAGGAUCUAUGGGGUCGAAUUCAAGAUCUUUCCAAUCGAGAAUGGAAAGUUGAUAGUGUUCCCAGACCACAUCUUUCUUUUGAGGCGCAGCUAGUUGCUGGGAAGUCCCUUGAUUUUGGUCCCAUAAGCUGUCCUGAGCAACCUGAAAUACUCUCUGGCAUUACUCCCGGUAGACAAAAGCAUGAAGCUGAUUUGAAAUAUCCCCAGAGGAUACGGCGGCUUAAUAUAUUUCCUGCAAGCAAGUUUGAGGAUAUUCAGCCAAUAGAUCGCUUUGUUGUCGAAGAGUAUUUGUUGGAUGUGCUCUUAUUCCUGAAUGGCUGUCGAAAGGAAUGUGCUUCGUACAUGGUUGGACUGCCCGUGCCUUUCCGAUAUGAAUAUCUUAUGGCAGAGACAAUAUUUUCUCAGCUGCUUCUGUUACCUCAGCCUCCAUUUAAACCAAUAUAUUACACAUUGGUGAUCAUCGAUUUAUGUAAGGCACUUCCAGGGGCUUUUCCUGCUGUUGUUGCGGGAGCAGUACGUGCUCUUUUUGAUAGAAUAGCAGACUUAGAUAUGGAGUGCAGAACACGUCUCAUCCUAUGGUUCUCACAUCAUUUAUCGAACUUUCAAUUUAUUUGGCCAUGGGAAGAAUGGGCUUAUGUGUUAGAGCUCCCAAAAUGGGCUCCUCAGCGUGUCUUUGUUCAAGAGGUUUUGGAAAGGGAAGUCCGUCUGUCGUAUUGGGACAAAAUUAAGCAGAGCAUAGAGAAUGCACCUACUCUGGAGGAGUUGCUUCCUCCAAAAGGUGGGCCAAAUUUUAAAUACGGUGCAGAUGAUGGUACAGAUCAACCAGACCAUGCUCUCUCUGUGGAGCUCAGUGGUAUGGUUAAAGGAAGGCAAACUGCUCGAGAAGUUAUAUCUUGGAUGGACAAUAACGUACUUCCAGUUCACAGUUUGGAAAUUACUCGCACAGUUGUUAUUCAAACCCUUCUUGACAUUGGAUCAAAAAGCUUUACUCAUCUGAUUACUGUCUUGGAGAGAUAUGGCCAAGUCAUUGCUAAACUCUGUACUGAUGAGGACCAACAAGUUACUCUGAUAUCUGAAAUAAGUUCUUACUGGAAGAAUAAUGGUCAGAUGACAUCAAUUGCCAUUGAUCGAAUGAUGGGUUACCGGCUUAUAUCUAACCUGGCCAUUGUGAGAUGGGUUUUCUCUUCAGCAAAUGUAGAUCAAUUUCAUACUUCUGACCGCCCCUGGGAGGUUCUGAGAAAUGCUGUCAGUAAGACAUACAAUCGUAUUUGUGAUUUAAGGAAAGAUAUUUCAACCCUCAAGAGAAGUCUUACAUUGGCUGAAGAAGCUGUGUCUAAAUCCCAGUCGGAAUUGGAUUUAGCUGAGUCUAAGCUCACUCUCUUGGAUGGUGAACCUGUUGUUGGUGAAAACCCUGCCAAAAUGAAACGGUUAAAAGCUAACGCUGAAAAAGCAAAAGAGGACGAGGUAUCUAUUUGUGAGUCUCUAGAAGCAAAAGAAGCUCUUCUAGCUCGAGCACUUGAUGAAAAUGAGGCACUGUUCCUUUCCUUGUACAAAAACUUUUUGAGUGUCUUGGCAGAACCACUUCAUGAUGUGUUCGCAGAUGGAACCUUGCGAUCGUCUGGUCAGGCAGAUGAAAUGACUAUUGACCUUGAAGAUACUUCUGCAAUGGAAGUGGACAAAGAUAAUGAAGAAGGACCAAAGAAAAGCAAUCCUCAAAAUGGAGGCAAGAGUGAGUAUAAUCUUGGCGAAACAGAGCAAUGGUGUUUGUCAACUCUGGGUUAUCUCAAGGCAUUUACUAGGCAAUACUCUUCUGAGAUAUGGACGCAUGUAGGGAAGUUGGACGCCACAGUACUGACAGAAGACGUUCACCCUCUCUUCCGGAAAGCCAUAUAUUGCGGCCUGCGAAGACCUAUGAAUGAUUUUUAACUGCCACAGUAUCUUAUACGUAGUAUUUGCUUUCAUCUUCCUCAGGUAUUUCCUUGAAUUGCUGAUUCAGUUGAGUCUCACAUACAAAUAGGUGAACGGAAGUGGUUAUGUUAAUCUAGGUCUGACAAGAGUUAUUCAUUUAAGUAGGAUUUUUUAAAAUUACAUAAUGUAGAUUUGUCGAAGUCACUUUGAUUGUCGUUUUUAGUGGUAGUGAAUGCAAGCUUGUAGCACCCUUUUUUUUAAAUUAAAGUUGGAAGAUUUUUUGUUUUAAGGAAUUGUUGAGUUGCAUGCACUACCAUAUUGAAAGAUCAAAGAUGUACGAUAGUAUGCCUCCUGGCUCCUGGUCAAGCUUAUGAUUAUGGAUUAUUGUUUAUUUGUUUA